Messenger RNA from Gadus macrocephalus (Pacific cod), 3268 nucleotides. Its product is annotated as E3 ubiquitin-protein ligase RNF182. Lineage: Eukaryota; Metazoa; Chordata; Actinopteri; Gadiformes; Gadidae. The transcript is spliced from 7 exons. The record is from RefSeq and is a predicted model, not a curated record. Bases 628 to 1410 code for a protein of 260 amino acids.
CUGAUCCUGAAUUAAAAUAAAUAAAACACUGUAAAAUAUAAGACGCUUUCAUUUAAAAAAAAAAAACACACACAGUGACCCACCUUCCCUCCCCAAAGUGAUUUUUCAUCCGAUGACUUUAUGCACUUCAGAAGUCCCGUGAACUUCAUUUUACAUAAGAAGCGUGUCUAUAACCCUCUAGUCCUCUGAAAACACAAAUGGACAAACAAGUUACAUAAAAUAACUUUGUGAUUUCGUCACGGGGGACAGAAGGCGCGGCAGCGGACGGGCUGCUUCACCUUGGGUUCGUUGCCACGACAACCGGGGGGGAGCGAUGCAUCGGUGCUGAUGCUGCAGUGAUUGGGAUGCCCGCUCGAGAUCUAAAGUGACUCACCGACCCCGCGAGGCGGCGAGGAAGAUGAUGAGGAAGAUGACGAUGAGGAAGAUGGCACGUUAGCAUCUUUCCGUUAGCAUCUUUGUAGCCCUGAUACACGAGCCGGACGUUAAGGGACUGUUAAUGAGCUGUUGCCGCUGAACUGCUGCAGUGGGCAGGAGAGGUGCUGCCAGAGGACAGACGGACAGGAAGGAACAUUCCAACAGAUUGGAUGAACCUUACUUCCUGGUGGAGCCUGGGAAACAGCCAAUAGCAUGAAGCAGCUGCCGGGGGCAGAGUCUGGCCCUGCCGCCGAAAGCAAGGUGGAGAUGUGGGGCCAGUCUCUUGUCUACACCGUGGAGGAGCUGGAGUGUAAGAUCUGCUACAACCGCUACGACAGCCGCAGCCGUCGGCCCAAGCUACUGUCCUGCCUGCACAGGGUCUGCCUCAAGUGUCUGAAGAAGAUGGUGGACGUGGGGGAAUCGUCUCCUUCGAUGGUCAGCUGUCCGUUCUGUCGUCAUGAGACCUACAUCCCAGACGAGGAGGUGUGGCUGAUGGAGGACGACCGCCACGUCCUGGCCGUGCUGUCCUGCCACGACCAGCUGGGCCGCAGCGGGCUGCCCCCCGGGACCGAGGUGGUGCUGAGCCCCGACAGCCUGACUGGAGUGGAGGGAGCGGAGAGGGGCGGUGCGGCGGGCGAGGCGUCCUCCGACUGCCUGGUGCUGACCAUCAUGCAGCUGCCGGGCGAGUCGUCCGACUCCCUGAGCGUGAUCAACAUGCUGUACCCGUCCUCGCUGCCCUGCAGCGCCUCCACGCACAAGUGCCGCGCGUGGACGUCCCGGAGCCUCCCGCGCUGCCUGCUGGGGGCCCUCUGCCUGGUGUACUUCAGCUCCCUCCCCCUCGGGAUCUACCUGCUGAUGAUUGGUCAGCUGUGGCUGGGGGUGGUCCUGGUCAGCCUGGUUCCCUUCACCCUGCUGCUCUGCAUCCUCUACGGCUUCUGCCAGUGCCUCUGUCACGAGCUGCUGGAGACGCUGAGCCACCGCAACACCGCACCCUGACGCUGCCGCACCCCUGAACCCACCGUACCCUGACCCCACCCUACGGUACUCCACCCUACCCUGACGCUACCGCACCCUACCCCUAAACCCACCGUACCCUGACCCUACUGUACCCUAACCCUACCCUAACCCCAACCUAGCCUAACGCUACUGUACCCUAACCCCACCCUACCCUAACCCCACCCUACCCUAACCCCACCAUACCCUAACACAACCGUACCUUGCCAUACCCUACCGUACCGUACCCCUACCCUACUGUACCCUAACCCCAACCUACCCUAACGCUACUGUACCCUAACCCCACCCUACCCAUACCCUACCGUACCUUGCCAUACCCUACCGUACCCCAACCCUACUGUACCCCGCCCUACCCUACCCCGCUCUACCCUACCGUACCUUGCCAUACCCUACCGUACUCUACCGUACCCCGCCCUACCCUACUGUACCCCGCCCUACCAUACCCCGCUCUACCCUACCGUACCCCAACCCUACCACUUAUUGAAGACUAGUCACACAGCACCCCUCUCUCUGAGCCAUGGACAACAGCCCAGCCUUUCUAAGCUACAAUCACCAGCAAUUACUGACACAUAGCUUCACCUGGAGGAGACUGGAUAAGGACAUCACCACCGUGAAGAGGAUACGGGAUGAGGAUAUGGUUACUAUAGACACGAUGUGGUCCCACUUCAGUCCUUACACAUACGUUUCAACUGAACUUAUAGACAUCAGUCUUGGCAGCCAUAUGAAUGGUGUUAUUUAUCUUAAACUCUUCUGUGUAGUUCAUGUCUUAAAUGCAACCUCCUUGUAACUCUGGUCAUUUAUAGGCUAUCCAACAUCUUCAUUUAGAUAAACUGUCAGUCAAGAUCCUGUUACUAUGGUAACCACUGUUCCAAACUGUACGUAAUUCUUGUAACCCCUGUGUAACUAUGGCAACCUGUGAGUUCUAGAACACUGUGGUGUAACUAUGGCAACCUGUAGGUUCUGGAACACUGUGUUGUAACUAUAGCAACCUGUGAGUUCUAGAACACUGUGGGGUAACUAUGGAAACCUUUAAGUUCUAAAACACUGUGGAGUAACUAUAGCAACCUGUGGGUUCUAGAACACUGGUGUAGCUAUGUCAACCUGUGAGUUCCAGAACACUGUGGUAUAAAUAUGGUCGGCAUUGAGUUGUAGAACAUUGUGGUGUUACUAUGGUAACCAGUUUUUCCAGAUCUAAAUCGCACACAUGAAGAGGAUGCUCCACUUUUUCUGUAAAUCUGGUUUAUUAAACAGAGUUGACUCUGGGUGUGAAACUGGUUUCAGGUAAAAAAAGAUUGGACUCUGGUUGUGAAACUGGUUUCAUGUUAAUACAAAGUUGCAUCUGGUUUUGAACUUGCUUCAUGUUGAAACCGAGUUGACUCUGGAUGUCAAACUGGUUUCAGGUUAAAACAGAGUUGACUAGCUGUGAAACUGGUUUCAGGUUGAAACAGAGUUGAGUCUAGCUGUGAAACUGGUUUCAUUUUAAAACAGAAUUGACUCUGGAUUAGUAACUGGUCUCAUGUUAAACAGUGCUCUUCAGAGCGGCUUAUUUUUCCGAGCAUACACACGUUUCAUUUUAAGAAUUAUUUCUUUGUGUCACUUGAGCUGCCAUGCAACACUAACGUAGGACAGACAUGCUGCUUGGAAAGUGUAACGUCUGUGUGUCAGCGCCCAGUGUUUCAUCAGCUGUGCAGAUGACCACACCAUGGCAGUGUCCGCUUCUGUACAGUCAAUCAAUUACAAGACUUUUUGGAUUUUAACGGGGCCUGAAGUUGUUAGAUGUGGGGUCAUGUCUGUGUCAGUGAAUGUUUAUUUUUAUCUUUAAUAAAACACAAAACUAUGA